This is a messenger RNA of Vigna umbellata (rice bean), 1266 nucleotides long. The record is from RefSeq and is a predicted model, not a curated record. Lineage: Eukaryota; Viridiplantae; Streptophyta; Magnoliopsida; Fabales; Fabaceae.
AUUACUCUGUUGACAGAGAAAGGGUACAAUUAGUCAUAUUGUUUUGACUGAGCAUAAGGAAGAAUUUGAUGUUCCGUUGAGAUGGCCGAAUAGGCUCUUCUUCUUUGCGCAAUUCUUGGUCUCGAUCAGUAUCCCAUUUCAGCUAAGUUUUUUGUUGAGUGGGGAUUCCACCCUCUAUUGUUUGUUUCCAAUGGGAUUCCUUUGCUGUUGUGGGGGCACUUAUGCAUUAUGUGUUUGAUGCAGUUUAGCACUUUCAACAAGUUGAUUGGAUGGGAUUUACUUUCUAUUUUGGUUCCCUGGUUGGUUCGGUUUCCUCCUAUGACGUUGCUACCCCAACCAAAGAAAUUCAAUGGCUGGGGUCUGUCUUCACUGGUGUCUUCUUCUGUGUUAUUGUUUAUAGAUUGACUGCCAAUUUGAGUUCCCUGUUGUUUGCGGGAUAUGGCAAAUUGAAUAGAGCAGAGAAAAUUGAAUGGAAUAACCGGGGAUUCUCAACUGUUCAUGCUCUGUUUGUAUCAUUUGCGUCAUUUUACUUUCUGGUGUUAUCAGACAUCUUCAAAAAGGAUUCACAAGAAGAACUUGUUAUUAAUAGAUCAUCCACUUUCUCAAAUUCGGUACUGGGGAUUUCUAUAGGUUAUUUUCUAGCUGAUCUGGCAAUGAUUCUUUGGCAUUUUCCAGCUUUAGGUGGUGUGGAAUACGUUUUACACCACGGGCUGUCCAUGUUUUCAAUUAUUCAAUCUUUGCUGAGUGGUCAAGGACAGAUCUACAUCCUUAUGGUUCUUUUCUCUGAGAGUACAACUCCUUUUGUAAAUCUAAGAUGGCACUUGGACGUUGCUGGUCUUAAGAGCUCCAAGCUUUACGUAUGGAAUGGCGCUGCAUUGUUCUUCGGGUGGUUGAUUGCAAGGAUUUUCCUAUUCAUAUUCUUUUUUGUCCACAUGUGGACCCAUUUUGAUGAGGUCAAUGAGAUCUUCCCAUUGGGGUUUUAUACCUUGGUUGUGGUGCCUCCUGUGUUGACGAUUAUGAAUUUGUUUUGGUUCUGGAAGAUUGCCAAGGGUUUGGUUAAAACUCUUUCAAAAGCAAAGCAUGGCAAGUGAGCCUACUAAAUGGCCAUUGAAUUCAUUUAGUACAGUUGUGAUUAACUUUUUUUUUUCCUCUUAACAUUCUAAAAAGAUUCAGUACGGUAUAUGCUGUAUAUUUGCCUUUUAGAAAUUGAAUAUAUUGUUGUGAUUACAUACAUGUAUUCUGAAUCAGUAAAGAAAGCAAAAGUUA